Molecule: messenger RNA, 927 nt
Organism: Fundulus heteroclitus (mummichog)
Lineage: Eukaryota; Metazoa; Chordata; Actinopteri; Cyprinodontiformes; Fundulidae
Product: odorant receptor 131-2-like
Exons: 1
Coding region: 1-927 (308 amino acids)
Biological process (GO): G protein-coupled receptor signaling pathway
Cellular component (GO): membrane
Molecular function (GO): G protein-coupled receptor activity
Source: RefSeq, a predicted model, not a curated record
AUGGCAUCUAAUAACUCACUUGUGGAGCAAUCUUAUUCCAGAGGUAUAAAUUACAAAGUAAUUUUAGUCCAGGUUUUGGUAUGUGUUUUUAUCUUCAUUAACCUUUUUCUGAUUACAACUUUUUUUCUGAAGGAUUACUUUCAUACAACGAUGCGCUACAUCUUGUUUAUUGUCACGUUGUUUUCUGACAGCCUGUUUCUGAUUUUGACAGAUAUGCUGCUCAUUCUGAGCUACUUUGGUUUUACCGUACAAAUGUGGCUGUGUUUUCUCAUCUACAUUGUUUUGUCUUUGUGCACGUUUGUCACACCGCUCACUCUCACAGCAAUGGUGCUGGAGCGCUAUGUGGCGAUCUGCAUGCCCAUGCGACAUGCAGAGCUGUGCACCACGCGCAGCACCUUCCACCUCAUCCUCACCAUUCACUGUGUCAGCGCAAUUCCCUGUGUUGUUGUUAUCUCUAUAUUUUCUGCAUCCUCGACACUUGCCUUCUACACCUCACGCAGAAUAUGCUCUGUGGAGAUGUUCAUCUUGCACAAAUGGCAGGGUCAUCUGCGAUCAGCUAUAAGUCAAUUUUACUUUCUUAUGAUGUGCAUUAUCAUUGUUUUCUCCUAUGUUAAGAUAAUGAAAGUGGCCAAAGCUGCAUCAGGAGAGAAUAAAAAAUCAACAUGGAAAGGCCUCAGAACGGUGAUUCUUCAUUCUUUCCAGCUGACGCUCUGCCUCAUCCAGCUGUGGUGUCCCUUCAUUGAAGCUGCUGUGCUUCAGAUUGAUUACAUGUUAUUUAUCAAUGUCAGGUACUUUAAUUACAUAACUUUUAUUCUAGCUCCAAGAUGUCUGAGUCCGUUGAUCUAUGGUCUCAGGGAUGAUUUGUUUUUUCAGGCUGUCAGGUACUAUGCUCUCUGUGGGUUGUACAAGAAACAGCAGUCAUGUUAA